Molecule: messenger RNA, 462 nt
Organism: Aspergillus glaucus CBS 516.65
Lineage: Eukaryota; Fungi; Ascomycota; Eurotiomycetes; Eurotiales; Aspergillaceae
Exons: 1
Coding region: 1-462 (153 amino acids)
Molecular function (GO): monooxygenase activity; oxidoreductase activity, acting on paired donors, with incorporation or reduction of molecular oxygen; iron ion binding
Source: RefSeq, a predicted model, not a curated record
AUGACCGUGAAAAGUCUCAGCCAGAUGACCCUGCUGGACUCUUUCAUGCGAGAAACCCUCCGCACCAAAGGCGAUUCUUGGGGCCCUGUUCGGCAAACAACAAAGCCCGUGCGCAUCGGGCCUUAUGUACUUCCUAAGAACGCCAUAUGUAUGGUACUAAUCGCAAGAGCCCAUGAGCAUCCCGACAAUUAUGGAACUGAGGGAAAGGCCUUCAAUGGGUUCCAGUGGGAGAAGAAAGGCCAAGCAGCUGUGCAGUCUAGUCCAUCCUUUUUGACAUUUGGAAUGGGCAGAUGGGCGUGUCCUGGUCGACAGUUGGCGGUCCAUGAGAUCAAAAUCAUAAUCUACCUGUUUUUCUCCAAAUUUGACAUCAAAAUCAAAGAUGGUAGUUUCAAGGUGACAAAUACGAUCAACACAACUUCGGUUCCGCCAGAAGCCACUUUGCUGCUGAGGAGGAGGCUAUAA